AUGGCUUUCAAAGAAGACAUAGAGGUCAGGGAUGAUCGAAGCCAACAACAUGCGGAGGUCAAUGAACCUUUAGAGCUUGUAACACUAUAUGCUGACUGCCCUGAAGCCACCACACGAAUUGGGACGCAGUUCCUACCGGCGGAUAGGGAAGCUUUGAAGCAGCUACUGAUAGAGCACAGGGAUAUCUUUGCAUGGAACCACGAAGAGAUGCCUGGUAUAGAUUAUGGAGUCAUUGAGCACUGCUUGGGCGUAGACCCAGCGCACAAGGAAGCCCACUAUCCAGAGUGGCUGUCUGACGUAUUUAUGGUGAAAAAGGCAAAAGGGAAAUGGAGAAUGUGCGUGGAUUUUACAGAUUUGAACAAAGCUUGUCCAAAGGAUAGCUUCCCCUUGCCACGCAUCGACAUCAUUGUAGAUGCAACAGCAGGACAUCAUAUGUUGAGCUUCAUGGAUGUGUACUCAGGUUACAACCAGAUACAGAUGCACAUAGCAGACAAGGAAAAAACCUCGUUCGUCACAGACCGAGGGUUAUAUUGCUACCAGGUCAUGCCCUUCAGACUGAAGAAUGCAGGGGCGACCUACCAAAGGCUGGUACUGCGGAAUGUGCAUCCUUGGAAUGAACAAUGUGAUGAGGUGAUCAAAAAAUUAAAGCAGUAUCUGGCUAGUCCGCCCCUUUUGAAACGACCAGAGAAGGGUGACGUGCUUUACGCAUAUCUAGCAGUCUCCCAGCAUGCUGUAUCUGCCGUCCUAGUAAAGGAGGAAGAAGCCGCCCAACAUCCAGUAUAUUACGCCCCCCUAGCAAAAGUCCUGAGAAAACCAGACAGCACGGGAAGAUUGAUAGGUUGGUUGAUUGAGCUGAGCGAGUUCGAUGUGGAAUACGAACCAAGGAAGGCUAUUAAGGGGCAAGCGCUGGCAGAUUUUGUGGUAGAGUCCUCAGGAUUUUCCCAAGAAGAAACGAUGGAACCGUCAGGAAAGCCGUGGGUAUUGUUCAUAGACGUCUCAUCUUGUAGAGAAGGUGGAGGCCUGGGAAUACAUUUGUUGAGCCCUGACGGCCAGGGGCGGCAUUACAUGGCAACGCUGACAUUCAAAGUGACAAACAACGAAACUGAGUAUGAAGCACUUAUAGUAGGACUGUCUGUAGUAGCCCGAAUGGGAAUACCAAGGGCGGACAAUGAGGCCAUAGAUAAAUUGGCACAGGCGGCAUUAGGAAUAGAAGAAGUGCCUCUACCAUGGCAAGUAGAAAGGAGGGUCAUCGAGGUCCUUGUCGUUGGCAUGGAAGUAGGCAUCUUGGGAUCUAACACUCCAGAAUGGGCGAGCAGACUAAUGGAAUACUUAGACAAAGGAAAACUACCAAAAACAAGAGAAGAGUGGGGUGUAGAUUUGAUGGGACCCUUUUUGCCAGGAAAGGGUGGAGUUAAAUUCAUGAUAGUUGCCGUGGAUUACUUCACAAAGUGGGUAGAAGUAGAACUGCUGGCAACCAUCACAAGCAGGGUUGUGACAAAGUUCUUAUGGAAGAAUAUUGUUUGCAGGUUCGGAAUCCUCCAAAGGAUUAUAACGGACAAUGGGUGCCAGUUUGACUCGGACCACUACAAGGAGUGGUAUGCUGAAUUGAAGAUCAAGGCAAAGUACUCCUCCCCAGCCCACCCCCAAGCAAAUGGUCAAGCUGAGGCAACAAAUAAAGUGUUACUCUCAAUCCUUAAGAAGAAGGUCGCAACAAAGAAGGGAGAUUGGGCGAACGAGUUGCCAGGGUACUUUGGGCGUACAGAACUUCAGCAAAAUCUCCAACAAGAGAAUUCCCAUUUACACUGGCGUACGGAUGCGAGGCAGUUGCUCCAGUUGAAGUAG
Molecule: messenger RNA, 1842 nt
Organism: Carya illinoinensis
Lineage: Eukaryota; Viridiplantae; Streptophyta; Magnoliopsida; Fagales; Juglandaceae
Exons: 6
Coding region: 1-1842 (613 amino acids)
Biological process (GO): DNA integration
Molecular function (GO): nucleic acid binding
Source: RefSeq, a predicted model, not a curated record